AUGGCGAUCACAGAUUUACUUUGUCGUGCCUUGCAACAAAAAUCUCUUGAUAUCGUAAAUGCAAUGGAUUUGGUCUCUACAACUAAAGCACUUCUUCUGACAUUGAGAAAUGAUAGUUUUGAUAUUCUUCUUUCAUAUGUUAAAUUAUUUUUCACAAGAUUGGAUGUUGAUAUACCAGAGAUGAGUGCUUGUUAUAAGCAUUCUAGUCGUUCAUGCCAGCAAAAGGAUGUCAUCACAGUUGAGCAUCACUUUCAUUAUGAUAUAUUUAAUGCUGCAAUAGAUUUUCAAUUGGAAGAGUUAAACUCUAGAUUCAGUGAUGAGACAGUAGAACUUCUUAUGCUUAGCUCUGCUUUGGAUCCAAAAGAUAAUUUUAAUCGGUUCAACAUUGAUAAGAUUUGUAAUCUCGCUAAGAAGUAUUAUCCUGAGAACUUCAUUGAACAGGAAAUCCAUAAUUUGAGAUGA
This is a messenger RNA of Zingiber officinale, 462 nucleotides long. RefSeq lists its product as uncharacterized. NCBI's taxonomy places the organism in Eukaryota, Viridiplantae, Streptophyta, Magnoliopsida, Zingiberales, Zingiberaceae. Bases 1 to 462 code for a protein of 153 amino acids. The transcript has a single exon. The record is from RefSeq and is a predicted model, not a curated record.